UCUAUAAAAGUCUAGGUGAUCCAGUUCUGUGGAUGUAUAAGGUAAACGUAAAGGUUCCCCUCUCACAUAUGUGUGCUAGUCGUUCCCGACUCUAGAGGACAGUGCUCAUCACUUUUUCAAAGCCGAAGAGCCAGCGCUGUCCGAAGACGUCUCCGUGGUCAUGUGGCCGGCAUGACUAAACACCAAAGGCGCAUGGAACGCUGUUACCUUCCCACCAAAGGUGUACCCCUGUAGCAAUGAAAGUGGUUGUUCAGAGUUUCGGAGGUUGGCUGAUCCUCUUUUUCAGUUGUGUUUCCUUAUGUGUAACCGUCACAAUGACUAAAAGAGAGGAGCUGCUUCAUAUGGAGGACACCCGGCGUACAGGUGGCAACCUUCUCCUAAGUCAACAGGAAGAAAAUUUCAACCACAAGCUCAUGCAACUGAAAGAAAGAGAAAUAAUGAACGCUAUGGAUACUGGGAAAUUUCCACCGGCUAUGCAUUUCUUCAAGGCUAAAAAACUCAUUGAAAAAAGUGCUGUGUUCCGCAUCUUGAAAAAUAUGCCCAAAGGUGGCCUUUUGCAUGUUCACGACUAUGCUAUCCUGAAUGCUGAGUGGCUGAUAUUCAAGGCGACUUACCUGCCUAACUGUUACAUCUGCUUCUGUCCGAAUGAGACUGUUCAAUUCAAGUUUUCAGAGUCCACUCCUAUAAAAAAACCUUCUUGCUCCACCUGGUCUUUGCUCAAGACCUACCGCAAGAACCUGAAGGAUGUGCGUGGAUUUGAUAAGAGUUUACUGAGGAACCUAACACUAGUAACAGAUACUCCAGAGGAGACCUACCAAACUCAAGCUAUCAUCUGGCAGAAAUUCGAAAAUAUCUUUAAGACCGCUUCUGGCAUUAUUAAUUAUGCACCUGUGUUUAAAUCCUAUUGGUAUCAAGGGCUGAUGGAGCUCUAUACAGAUAAUGUGCAAUAUGUUGAAAUCAGAGUUAUCCUGCCACCGAUAUAUGAGCUGGAUGGAAGGGUCCAUGAUAAAUUUUGGUCUGUGGCAGUUUUUGAAGAAGUGGCUCAGAAAUUUGUAAAACUUCAUCCUGGUUUUGUGGGUGCAAAACUUAUAUAUACGACCCUCCGAAAGCAAAACAAUUCUGUGAUCGAAGAAGCCAUUCUUACAGCCAUGGACCUCAGAGCUAAGUUCCCAAAAACUGUGGCAGGGUUUGAUCUGGUUGGUUGGGAAGAUGCUGGAAAGUCUCUCUUGGAGCUGAAAGAAGUUUUAAAUUUGCCAGGAACUAAAGGAAUUGAGUUGCCAUAUUUCUUUCAUGCUGGUGAGACAGACUGGGAAGGCACUUCGAUAGACCAAAAUUUGUUGGAUGCUGUGCUAAUGAACACCAAGCGGAUUGGUCACGGAUUUGCCCUUGCCAAGCACUCAGAAACUAGGAGGUGGGCAUUGAAGGAGAAUAUUGCUGUAGAAGUCUGUCCUAUUUCUAAUCAGGUCCUGAAACUAGUAUCAGAUCUGAGAAACCAUCCUGCUGCUUUUCUGUUAUCAGAGGGUCAUCCGAUAGUGGUUGCCUCCGAUGAUCCGUCCAUCUUUGGAGCAAAGGGAUUAUCCUACGACUUCUAUGAGAUGUUUAUGGGUAUAGGAGGGAUGAGUACCGAUUUGAGAACUCUGAAGCAACUGGUGCUAAACUCUUUCAGAUACAGUAGCAUGAAACUUUAUGAGAAGAAAAAAGCCAUGGCCGUUUGGCAAAAAAACUGGGACCAGUUCAUAACCAAUUCUAUAGUUUUGUGGAGAGAGGUUGCUUUGUAAAAAGCCACAGUAGAGGUUCUAUACAAAAUCUUGCUUCUCCCAGGCAAUUUGAUCAGAUCAUUGCUCAUUUAACAAGCCAGCAAAAAUAAUUGAAAUCAGAAUAUACUCCAUAAAGGUGGAUUUUAUUGUACUGAAAUUGAAUAGAAGAUGUGUUCCUUUCCCCACUAACAGAAGAAAGUUCUCUAAUUUUUAGUUAUAUUGCUAAUUGUUGUAGAAUUGUUGUGGGUAAACAGGAGGCAGGAGUAUUGGGUACAGGUAGUCCUCAACUUAUAACCAUUCCUUUAGUGACCAUUCAAAAUUACAACAGCACUGAAAAUUGUGUCUUACAACCAGCCCUCACACAACCAACAGAACAUCUCCACAGUCACAUGAUCAUAACUUGGUUGCUUGGCAUCCAUGGGGGUCAUGUGAUCACCAUUGGGGACUUUCCCAGGUGGCUAUGGCAAACAAAGUCAAUAGGAAAAAGCAGAAUUCGCUUAAAGAUUGUGUGAGUCACUUAACAACCAUGGCAGAAAGGUUGUAUAAUUGGGCAUGAGUCACUUCAAAACCACCUUGCUUAACAACAGGGAUCCUGGUCUCAAUUGCGGCUAUAAGUCAAGGACUACAGUACCUGUACAGUAUUUUUAUAAUCUUGACCAAUUAUUUACCUUUUUAAAAUUAUGAAGGAUAAAAAUCUAACGAUAAUAUUGAUUUUUAUUAUAUUAGCUCUGUAUUGUUCAGAGUGGCUCACGAUGGGAACCGCCCUAAAUCCCAGUAAAAUAAAUAAAAGAAUGAAGGAAUGAUCAAUCGCCUAUAGAUAUUUAACACAGAUUAAUAUGCUUGGCUCUAAUGGUAACAAUUGCUGCUUAUUACUUUUGUUUAUCAAACAUGUAUCCUAUGAAUUAUCAGAAGAGAAAUGAUUACCUGCAUUUUUGGGGCUAGAAAAAUGCAGAAAUACAAUUAAAUGCUUACACAUAUGCUUCAUUUUAAAAAGCCAAUGUUUAAAAAAUAUGCAGCCUAGUUUUACAGCAUAGAAAAGGUAAGAACCUUGUUGACUUUCAGACAAUUAGUGAUGUUUGCAGUUUAAUUCAGAUAUAUCUGAAUGAUCACACAUUUCUCCCAACAAUUAUACAGGUGUAAUAUCAGUGGUAGGAUUCAAGUAAUUUAACCACCGCUUCUCUGCCCUAAUGAUUUCUUCCAACAACCAGUUUGCCAAAUUGCUCAGAAAGUUAACAACUGGUUCUCCCGAAGUGGUGCGAACUGGUUGAAUCCCACCUUGUAAUAUCAUUUAUUGAAUGUAUCUAUUUCACUUUAUACAUAAUCCAGGUGAUUUUCAAAAGUUUAAUAGAGUGCAGUAUAGGAAUAUUAGACACACUACUGUCUAACAAUAUUUCUAUCAGGACACAAUACCAUUAAGAUAAAGAAAAACUUUGGUAUAUUGACCAAGUCAAUCAGUGAGAAUAGUAGCUAUUAGAAACAAGAGUUGAAUAUGAACUACCAGUAUAUUUGUUUUUUUCCUUUAGCAGCAAUACAAUUUUUUAAAAAAAUAUUUUCUUAAUUUAUUGAUUACCAAAUUCAGGAUUUAUAUAUAUGUUUGAUGACUAUGAGAAGACUUGAUCUAUAAUUAAUAUCUUCUUGAAUUCUGUUUAACUAAUCAGAUUUGAUUUCACUAUAAGUACAUACAUAAAGCACAUUUUUUUUCUAGAGGAAAAAUAUUGGUAAAAUAGUAACAGCAGAAAGUUUUAGGCAUUCUUUUUUUUAUGUAUCAGAGAUGAAUGCUAUUCAUGUGGUGUCUGUUUAUACUUUAUAUAUAUUUUAUAAAUAUUUAUUUUAAAUCUUCCUUUGUUAAAAUGCUGAUAAUUAUGAAUUCA
This is a messenger RNA of Ahaetulla prasina, 3628 nucleotides long. It is a transcript of the gene ADA2, whose product is annotated as adenosine deaminase 2. Gene Ontology annotation, molecular function: adenosine deaminase activity. Gene Ontology annotation, biological process: adenosine catabolic process; inosine biosynthetic process. The transcript is spliced from 10 exons. Bases 237 to 1778 code for a protein of 513 amino acids. The record is from RefSeq and is a predicted model, not a curated record. NCBI's taxonomy places the organism in Eukaryota, Metazoa, Chordata, Lepidosauria, Squamata, Colubridae.